Messenger RNA from Phacochoerus africanus (Common warthog), 1387 nucleotides. RefSeq names its product phytanoyl-CoA 2-hydroxylase (gene PHYH). The coding region runs from base 106 to 1119 and encodes 337 amino acids. Gene Ontology annotation, molecular function: phytanoyl-CoA dioxygenase activity. Gene Ontology annotation, biological process: fatty acid alpha-oxidation. Lineage: Eukaryota; Metazoa; Chordata; Mammalia; Artiodactyla; Suidae. The transcript is spliced from 9 exons. The record is from RefSeq and is a predicted model, not a curated record.
AUCCGGGUCCGCUCCAAGCCCCUCCUGCCACGCCACGCGGAGGCGGGGUCGCCAGCAGAGUUAAAUGGGGCGGCGGCCUGGCCGCCUGGGGUCCCCACCGAGGCCAUGGAGAGAGGCCGCGCGUACACCCGUCUGAACACCUUGCUGCAACACCUCGGCGGCAGCUCCGCUGGGACCGUCACAGCUCAUCCCACUUCAGGGGCUGUUUCUUCUGCCAAGUUCCAACCUCAACAAUUCCAGUAUACUCGCGAUAAUAAUGUUCUAAGCCUAGAACAGAGACAAUUUUAUGAAGAAAAUGGGUUUCUUGUCAUUAAAAAUUUGGUAUCUGAUGCUGAUAUUGAACGCUUUAGGGUUCAGUUUGAAAGAAUCUGCAGAGAGGAGGUGAAACCACUGGGAUUGAUGCUGAUGAGAGAUGUGUCCGUCGGCAAAUCUGAAUAUGUUCCAAGUGAGAAAACGGUCUCCAAGGUCCAAAAUUUCCAAGAAGAUAAGGAACUCUUCAGAUACUGCACCCUUCCUGAGAUUCUGAAGUAUGUGGAGUGCUUCACUGGACCCAAUAUUAUGGCCAUGCAUACAAUGCUGAUAAACAAACCUCCAGAUACUGGCAAGAAGACAUCCCGUCACCCCUUGCACCAGGAUCUGCACUAUUUCCCCUUCAGGCCCAGCAAUAACAUUGUUUGUGCCUGGACGGCCAUGGAGCACAUUGACCGGAAAAAUGGCUGUCUGGUUGUGUUCCCAGGAACUCACAAAGGCCCCUUGAAACUGCAUGAUUAUCCCCAGUGGGAGGGAGGAGUUAACCUCAUGUUUCAUGGGAUCCAGGACUAUGACAAAAAUAACACCCGGGUGUACGUCACAAUGGAGAAAGGAGACACUGUUUUCUUUCAUCCUCUGCUCAUCCAUGGAUCUGGUCGGAACAAAACUGAAGGAUUCCGGAAGGCAAUUUCCUGCCAUUUUGCAGCUUCUGACUGCAAAUACAUUGACGUAAAGGGCACCAGUCAAGAAAAGAUUGAAAAGGAAGUUUUAGACUUAACCCAUAAAUUCUAUGGUUUGGAAGGUGGCAGUCUGAAGGAUGUAUGGACAUGGAAAGGGCGCCUCGUGAAAGGAGAAAGAAUCAGCCUUUGAAAUAGCCCUUUGCUCAAACUCUUAAAGAAAACCAAGAUGGAACAAAGUGUCGAAGGAAAAUGUUUUCUCAAUGAGAUGAAGUAAUCUUUCCUAUCCACUUGUUAACAAAAUCAAAGUGCAUAGAUCAAGUCCUAAUUGCCGUGUAUGGGUAAUUUUGCAGUGGGGAGGAGUGACUUUAAUGGAUGUAAAAACAGUGAAAGUGAAAUAUCACUGUUUUAAGGAAAACUUGGAGUUGCAAACAAUAAAGAUGAUUGAUGUAUAAUUAAAA